ACGUGCUCUGGGUUUUUACUGGGACAAUGCGGGUGGAUUAAAAGACCAUUCCUUACUGUUUUUUACGAUCAAAUCCCGCUAAAGUUAAAUUAGCAUGCUAACAGCUAAUGUCAUCGAGCGAGCAGCCUGCCAAGCUAAGCUAUGCAAACUAUGCUAGCUACUUGUGAAGCCACGUUAGCUCGUUACACUGGGAUGUGGUGUUGGUCAGACUUGUGAAGAUGGCUGAGGCUGUUGAGGAAAAGAUCAAGAACUACAGGACUGCUCCGUUUGACGCCCGGUUCCCCAACACCAACCAGACCCGCAACUGUUUCCAGAACUACCUGGACUUCCACAGGUGCAACAAGGCCUUGUCAGAUAAAGGCCAGGAUGUGACUCCCUGUGGGUGGUACCAGAGGGUGUACAAGACCCUCUGCCCUAUGAGCUGGGUCUCCAAGUGGGACGAUCAAAUAGAGGCUGGCAGUUUCCCUGGGAAGAUCUGAAAAGGCCAACUGGCUGACACUGUGGACCCAGACAGCCCUCUUCAGGAUACUGUUACUUGCACAUGUACCUCUGUAGUGUGCCUAUAAGGACAUUUUUACACCAGAUAACCAUGCCUACAUUGAUGUUUCUAUGUGUUAACACUUAACUGUAAACACGCACAAGUUUUUACCAAGCAUAACAGGUCUGAAGUUUGUAUCCCGACUCCAUUCUCAACUUCUGUUUGACAGUUUAAUAACUUUGAUAAAAGUUCAAUAAAAGUUAUGGCAUCCAUUUUUUUUUUUCAAUGAAUAAAUUUAAAUGAACAACUUU
Molecule: messenger RNA, 789 nt
Organism: Myripristis murdjan (pinecone soldierfish)
Lineage: Eukaryota; Metazoa; Chordata; Actinopteri; Holocentriformes; Holocentridae
Gene: cox6b2
Product: cytochrome c oxidase subunit 6B2
Exons: 4
Coding region: 219-479 (86 amino acids)
Cellular component (GO): respiratory chain complex IV; mitochondrion
Source: RefSeq, a predicted model, not a curated record